CUGCCCAUAAAGACAAAUUUGUGGGUAAAGGUAAUGGCAGGCCAGCAGCUGGCAUGUUGGCUGCUCAGUUGGCCCUUGGCGGACUGCCAUGGCUUCUUCAAAGUCCUCAGAAAGACAGGCAUAGAGUUAAAGGAUUAUGAUGUUCUAGCCCACUCCUUAAGUGUCUCAGUCUGCUGGACAUAAAGCUGCACAGAUUCAACCACGCAUGGCUCCAGUGCCCCCAGUCCUGCCCCCGCCAACUCCAUGCCUCUGAUGCCUGGGUCACCUGCUACAGUUGGCAGAGUUGUGCCCCUAGCAGGUCUUUAGCUGCUCUGUGCCUAUGACCAAAGCCUGCCAAGGGGCUUUGGUGGAACCUGCUCUGUCACCCACACAUAUCUGUAAAGAAUCAGCUCAAUUACUGAGUGGAUGGAUAGAUGCAUACAUGAGUGGACACCCAGAGGCAAGAUCUGUGUCCCCUGGAGGUGGUCCCCCAAGGCCCCACUAUCUAGCAGAUGGAUGAUCCACUUGGCUGGUUUGCAGUGUGCUUCCAACCCACCUAAUGAGAACCUUCUAUGCCUAUUCAAAGCACCCACAGGGAAGGAUAUAAAGUCCAGAGACUCUGAGCCAAAGGCUGUGGCUUCUGGUUGGGGAGCUGAACCCAUGUGCUCAGUUGCUAGGCAUAUGGAGAGCAUCAUGCUCUUUACCUUGCUGGGACUGUGUGUGGGGCUGGCAGUUGGCACAGAGGGUGCAGUGGUGAAGGACUUCGACAUAAGCAAGUUUUUAGGCUUCUGGUAUGAGAUUGCCCUUGCCUCCAAGAUGGAUGCUCAAGGCUCAGCACACAAGGAAGAGAAGAUGGGAGCCAUGAUAGUUGAGCUGAAAGAGAACCUUCUGUCUCUGACCACCACCUAUUACAAUGAGGACCACUGUGUGCUGGAGAAGGUUACAGCCACUCAGAUGGACGGUCCAGCGAAGUUCAAGGUUACCAGAAUAUCAGGAAAGAAAGAAGUCGCUGUUGUAGCCACAGACUACAUGACGUACGCCGUGAUUGAUGUCACCUCUCUGGUGUCUGGGACAGUCCACCGGGUCAUAAAACUGUACAGCCGGAGCUUGGAGGACAAUGAGGAAGCCCUGAAUAAUUUCCAGAAGAUAGCCUUGAAGCAUGGGUUUUUAGAAACAGACAUAUACAUUCUCAAGCAUGACUAGACCACAAUCUCCAGCCUCCAGGUGAAGAGCUGAGCAGCUAGGGCCAGGCCACCUGUGCAGGCUUCUCACAUGUCCGCAGCGACCCUGCUGAAUGUGAAUGCAUUACAUUUUUCUGUGAAUACUGUAAUGGACACACCUCACAUAGCUGGAUCAGGGUCUGCCCACUGAUGGACUGACUCUGGCCCUCAGCCUUGCCUUCAUUCUGAAGCAGUCUCCUGUCUGUUGUGAUCUGGAAGCAGCCCUCACAGGUCCCAAGCAGAGAUGAGAGCAAGCCUCCUCUGGAGUCUCAGUAGCUCUCUCAAAUGGAAGGGGGAUGCUGCCUAUAUAUUCCU
This is a messenger RNA of Grammomys surdaster, 1514 nucleotides long. Its product is annotated as epididymal-specific lipocalin-5-like. The coding region runs from base 406 to 1182 and encodes 258 amino acids. The transcript is spliced from 6 exons. NCBI's taxonomy places the organism in Eukaryota, Metazoa, Chordata, Mammalia, Rodentia, Muridae. The record is from RefSeq and is a predicted model, not a curated record. Gene Ontology annotation, molecular function: small molecule binding.